This is a messenger RNA of Kuraishia capsulata CBS 1993, 1143 nucleotides long. RefSeq lists its product as uncharacterized. NCBI's taxonomy places the organism in Eukaryota, Fungi, Ascomycota, Pichiomycetes, Pichiales, Pichiaceae. The record is from RefSeq and is a predicted model, not a curated record. The coding region runs from base 1 to 1143 and encodes 380 amino acids. The transcript has a single exon.
AUGCUAUCUCGUUUGUUCCAGCGGCGUUUGCUGUCUACUUUGAUGAGAACAUCCUCCAAUACAAAAAUUGACACCAAAUUGUGUGAGGCUUACAAGUCGUUGUUCGUGAUAGCUACUCCGAGCAAUGUUAACGCUUUGCUGCUAGAAGUGUUUGAGAUUAACAUCAGGUAUCCCGAGCUACAAGUAGUAUUUGCAACUGUUGAUUCUGUUCUCUCUAAGAGGAACUACUCUUCUCAGAUAUGGAGCGACAAGCUGCUUGAGGUUGGCAACGUCAAGCCGCUGGACACAUCGGACGAGUUAGAGCUCAUGGAUGAUGGUGUCUCGGCGGUCAGACUAAAAAAUAAUUGGGAAUUGACUACAUCUACUCUCAGUCUGAAAAUUGGGCAAAAUGUGGCUCAGAUCCCCGUCGCCAAUACUCUCUUCCAAACCAAGUUCAUGUCUACAAUGUUCUAUCUGAACCCUUGGGAGUCGGAUUCACAACCCGAUUCACACUCACACUCUCACUCACACUCUCACUCACACUCACAUUCACAUUCACACUCACAUUCACAUUCUCAUUCACCUCCUAAUCCCCAUAAAUGGGCCGGUCACAGGUUAAAUUCGCUCGAGGUGACACUCCCAAUAUCUGAGACCUCGCCAGAAAUCGGAUAUUCCGAUUGUUUGAGGCCGAUCACCGAGGAGCUCACAGUCACCAAGGCAGUGAAAAAUCUCAUUCAGAAUCUGGACGGCAAGCCUGCGGCUCAUUUUUUGGAAAAGAACGAGAACAUAAAAAGCACAGAAUCGAAGGUUUAUGUGUCCAUUGAGGGCUCCAUUCCGAACUAUUCUAAGCCGAAAUUCCAAGUUCUUGCCGGUGGAGGUUGGGGCGUUAAAGGCGGUAUGUUAGCCAUCUCCCCAGAGAUAGGGGACGUGAAAGUGGGCUCCACUAUUCGGUUCCACAUCUACGAUCCAGAGGCUAAUCCCCGCAUUGGUGAACUAGAAGGUGUCUUCUACGAGCGCACACUACCCCAGACCACAUACAACGAAACUGAGCCAGCAGGCCCCGAUCUUGAAGGUGUCUUUGGUUUGGGAAGCGAGCAUGGUUUCGUCCUAAAUGGCAUCAGCCACACCAGCCCCAGAGAGAUUUGUCGUGUGUGUGCCAAAUAA